Physella acuta is the source of this 788-nucleotide messenger RNA. Its product is annotated as fatty acid binding protein 1-B.1. The record is from RefSeq and is a predicted model, not a curated record. NCBI's taxonomy places the organism in Eukaryota, Metazoa, Mollusca, Gastropoda, Physidae.
AGUCCGCCCAGCACCAGCUUGUCCGCCUCUCUUCCACUUUUGCUUAUAAAACGUUAGCCCGGCCGCAUCAGCCGCUUUCACUGGUUCGUGUUUAGGUUCAGGUGUUUUCCCUGGUUUGUUGACAGUUAGACGACCUUUGACCCGGCGCAAUGGACGCUUUUCUGGGCAAGUGGCUACUGGACAGGAGUCGAGACAAGGGCGAGGAGGCGUAUCUCAACAUGGAAGGAAUCCCCGCAGACAUGGCGGAGAAAUACAAGGCUGGCGGCGUUAGCCUGGAGAUCUCUAAACAAGCCAACAACAAGUACCGCUAUGUCCACGUCUGCCCGGGAAUGCCCGACACGACAAACGAUUUUGAGCUGGGGCAGGAGACUCUGUUUGAGAUGGCCACUGGCGAGAAGGUCAAGGCCAAAGUGAGCGUGGAUGGCGACAAGAUCAAAGAAAGUGUCUGCCUACACGGUGUACAGAUGGACAGCGUCAAGGAGAUUAUCAACGGUGAAAUGAAAUCUGUAACAAAUUCAUCCAAUGGCGAGCUGGUGCAAUAUUUUAAAAGAAUUUGAACUCACAUCAGCAAACGUGAAAACUAUUUAAUUGAUGUCUGUCUGUCAUGAUUUUCUCAUUUAGAAAUAAACUUCCUAGGUUUCUAAUAUUUCUUAUUUAAAAACAUUGGUUGUUUUUUGUUUUUUUUAUUAAUAAAGAGUUCACGAUCAUAUGAUUUUAAUGACAAGAGAAAUUGAGUUGAACUGUUUUCAUAUUGUGUGAACUGUGUUAAUAAAGUUGUGUGAAAUGUG